AUGUACCUUCGCGCCGUGCACGCUGAAUUCCACAUCCCCGCCCUCCGACGCUUCAUACGGGAAAACCCUUUGGGAUUGUUAAUCACGUCCUUGUCCUCACCGAAUUUCCCUACUAUACAAUGCACGCACAUUCCAUGGGUGCUCGAUGUCGAAGACGACUCGAGCGAGACAGACCUAGGUAGAAUACGCGGUCACCUCGCUCGACAAAAUCCGCAUUCAAAAGCAAUCAUUGAAGCCGCCGCCCAGCUUCAACAAGCCACUUCUGAUAAUACCACUUCUCCAUCAAAUGGGGCACAGAAACUCAGAGAAGAAGUCUCCGUCAUCUUCAACGGCCCCGCACAUCACUAUGUGACGCCCAAAUUCUACGUCGAGACCAAACCCACCACGGGAAAAGUCGUGCCCACGUGGAACUACUCGGCUGUGCAAGUGUACGGAACCGCCACGGUGCACUACGAUACCCAUCUCGAAGAGACGGGCCAAUUCCUGCAGCGGCAGAUAUGCGACCUAUCAAAACACGCUGAGACGACGGUCAUGGGGUACGAAAGACCUUGGAGUGUUGGGGAUGCGCCCGAGCGGUACAUCGAGCUGCUCAAGAAGAACAUCAUCGGCAUCGAUAUCGAGAUCACCCGGUUGGAAGGAAAGUACAAGAUGAGUCAGGAACUCGGCAAGGUGGACCGGCAGGGCGUGAUCAAAGGAUUCGAAGCUCUCAACACCCAGCUCGGGGACUUGGUGGCGAAGACGGUCGAGGAGAGGGGGGAGCUAAAGGAUUCACAGAAGUCUGUGGGCGAGGCUCGUGCCUAA
Molecule: messenger RNA, 801 nt
Organism: Cladophialophora psammophila CBS 110553
Lineage: Eukaryota; Fungi; Ascomycota; Eurotiomycetes; Chaetothyriales; Herpotrichiellaceae
Product: transcriptional regulator
Exons: 1
Coding region: 1-801 (266 amino acids)
Source: RefSeq, a predicted model, not a curated record